CAGUCAUUACAUGAGCCAUUUUUAGUUCAAGUCACUUCCACGGGGCUGCAUGUAGUUAUCCACACUAACGUACGCGUGUGACCUCCUUCACCAGGGCUCCACAAUAGCAGACUGACUCCCCCUGUCUGUAGUUACACCACGUUCCCGGCCAGGGAGAAGACAAUGGGAUGGGCGCGCUGUGUUAUCUGUUUCCUGGCCGUGUGUCUGCACACCUGUGUGUGUACAGGGUUACCAGAGCCGAAGUCGCGGACACACUGUGAGUUGGGCAAGUUUCCCUGUGGAAAUCUGCCCACGUGUCUACCUCUACAGCUCCAGUGUGAUGGCAAGGAAGACUGCAGCAAUGGCGCGGAUGAAGUCAAUUGUGGAGACAACAAUGGAUGGCCAGACCACCUGCAGAGUCAGGUAGUAAACCCAUCAUUGGAUUCAGCAGGAAUUCCAAGGGACUGCCAUCUAGACCUGCCUGUAGUUCCAUACCUGUGCCAGUGUAUCUACACACAUAUCAAAUGUGAGAAGCUAGGCCUGGUCUCCAUACCUGCCAACAUCUCUCAAGAUGUCACCAGGCUGAACUUGCAGCACAACUUGAUUGAAUCGCUCCAGAACAAUUCCCUUGGCAAGCUGACAGCUCUUCGGAGCCUGAAUCUCCGUGGUAACAGGAUCAGGACCCUCCCAGCAGGAGCUUUUAAAGGACUGACCAAUCUAGGCCAGCUGUAUUUGUCAGAAAACCUGCUAGAAACCCUGCCAGCUGGAGCCUUCCAGGGACUACAGAGACUAAAAUGGCUUUACCUGCAGAGGAAUGAGCUGAAGUCUCUUCAUGCGGAUGUAUUCCAAGGAUUAAACAGCCUUAACUGGUUGGAUCUUCGGUUCAACUCCUUGCAAAAUUUACCAUCUGGGUUGUGGUGUGACCACAUGCCGGCACUACUGUGGCUGGAAAUGGAAGGGAAUGACAUAGAACAGCUGACAUCAUCUUCAUUUACCAGAUGCAGUUCCUUGACAGUUGUAAAUGUCAGAAACAACAGCUUGAAGUCCAUAGGCCGUGAUACCUUCACACCCCUCUCCAGUGUCUGGGAACUAGACAUCUCCUGGAACAGCCUGGCACCUCUCCCUAUUGGAACCUUCAAUGGACUGGGACACCUGAAACUGCUGAACCUGUCUUACAACAGUGACAUGAUCCUGAGUCUGGACCUGUUCUUUGGGCUGGAUAACCUGACUUCAUUGGACUUGCGAGGUCUAGAGAUGUCUCAAGACUGUCAGCAUUCCAGGGUGCUGCUGAGUCUGGAGAAUUUACACUUUGUUUAUUUCGAUGACUUCUCAUACUGCCGGUAUGCCCUACAAGCACGGGGGUGUUCACCCAAGUCUGACGGUAUUUCUUCGCUGGAAAACUUGUUGGCUCUGGAAUUUCUGCGUGUCGUGGUCUGGGUCCUCGCCUGCUUCACAGUCCUAGGCAACUCAUUCGUCAUCCUGGGCAGAUUACUUAUCAAGAAUGAGAACAACAUGCACUCUCUCUUCAUCAGGAAUCUCUGUGCGGCGGACCUAUUGAUGGGUGUGUACCUCAUCAUCAUCGCCAGUCGUGACGUCAUAUACCGUAAUGAGUUCAUCCAACAUGCUCUAUCCUGGCAGGAAAGUGUACUGUGUCAGUUCUCAGGCUUUCUCGCUAUGCUUUCUUCUGAGGUGUCAGUGUUGCUGUUGGCAUACAUGUCCAUGGAGCGCUGUCUGAUCAUCGUCUUCCCGUUCCGUACCAUGGAACCCAGCACCAGGCAGAACCAAACCUUCAUUGCCUGCAUCUGGCUCUUUGGCCUCCUCAUCGCCACUCUACCAUUUCUCAUACAGGAUUCGACCUGCUUCUAUGGGAGCAGCUCAGUGUGUUUCCCUCUCCACCUGCGCUCACCCUAUGGACAAGGCUGGGUGUACGGGGCAGUGGUGUUUAUUGGCCUCAACUUGUGUGCCUGGUUCAUCAUUCUCCUGUGCUAUGUUUGCAUGUUUGUCAGCAUCCAUCGAACACGCAUGCGCACCACAGGCCAGCCCACUCACAAGGCUGACUGGAUCGGCUGGCGUUUCUUCUUCAUCGUACUGACGGACUCACUGUGCUGGAUCCCUACUGUUGUCCUCAAACUACUGGUUUUACAUGGGGUCAACAUCUCUGAAACAUUUAAUGCGGUGAUUGCUGUGGUGGUACUGCCCAUCAACAGUUCCAUCAACCCCAUCCUGUACUCCAUCUCCACCUCCAACUUUAAGGACGGCUCUCUCCGGAUCUUCCGCACACGACGACAGUCCCUAAGCAGAAUAGUCACAGGAAACAGUGCAGGGAACACCAACAUGUCCGCCAGGACCAGUUUAGGUAAGCGGUGGCUGGUGGGUGCCAAACAAUUGCAUGCCCAUUGUAGUGUUCCACACCUGGGCACCCUCAGACAUCUGGCACGGUCCACAUCUGGGCUGGGUGGCUCCAGUCAGCUGUCGGCCCCAGCUCUGACCAUGACACCCUUGUCACUUGUACUUAUGUCUCCCAGAGCAAGGCCAAAACAAUGCCUAGCUUCUGCAGCCAUUCUAGACCAAGGAAAUCCUGAAGGACAAGUGCUGGUUGAGGAGAAAGAAUCUACAUUAUAGAUUUGAGUGUUAAGUGUACUUCAUCACAGAAGUCAAUAUCACAACAGUUAAUAAUGUAAAUUACACACACACCUGUUAAUAUUUAUGCAAGAUGCAGUAAGGCCUCUGGAGCAAAAUGUUACAAAACUUACCAGUUUUUAAUAUGACUGUAAUAGGUACAUUUGGCCACAGCAAGUUAGUUUUUAUAGAUGACAUCAGCGCGCUCAUUUAUUUCAGCCUAAUUGUGAAAAAAAAAAAAAUAUUCCCCUCCAGAGAUGGUAAACGUACUGAGAAAGUACUUGAAUGGGAAAAUGAGAAGUGACACAAGUGAUCAACAUAGCCAUAACUGUAGAAGUGAAACUAGUUCGAUAGUUUAAAAAGCAGCAUCAAUGUGGUAGCCAUGACUUCUCGCAUUUAACUCGUAGUCUGCAGAGGAUGCCAUCCAUAAAUUUAUUUGCUGUGGCCUUUACGGAUAACAAAUUUUUAAAGGGGUAGGCAGUUAUUCUCUUUUAGGUUUUGACUGGGGGUGAUGAAGCAAAUGCAGUUUCACAAUGUAAAACCGAAAUGCAUCAGAGCACUGGUGUUUCCAUCAUCAUAGGUAUACAUAGUAUUAGCACAAUUUGCUAUUAGCUGAUUUAAGAAAAACAUGUUGGAAUGUGAUUCUAUUCCAUGUAAUAACUUCUUCAUCGCCCGGAUGUCAGAUCAAAAAUUGUAAUCGUCCUUUGCCAGCUGUUGAGCCCCAAAAAAGGCUAGGGUUGAUUCAGUAACACAUGAGCCUGUAUCAGGCACCGAUAUUGGAAUACAAAUGUAGGAUGUGCAGAGAUUAAUGCAGAUGCUGAUAUUUUUCUAUUGCUGAUUGGGCAAAAUGUACAAUAUAUGUCCAUGUUGGAAUGGGCCUUUUAAUAGAGGAUAAUUAAUGAUGAUGAUGAUGAAUUUUCUGACACAAAAGUGUUGAGUUUUAAGCGACCCUUAGCUGCAUUUGGUGACAAUAAUUUCUCUGCUGUUAUUCUUGACCAUUGAGAAUGAAAUGUUUCCUUAAAAAUUGGCAGAGACUAUACAAGUUUAGCUAGUACAAAAAUGUAUGUAUAAAUUUAUAUAUAAAGCCAUACCAGAUACAUACAAGGUACAUAAAAUAAUAUCUGUAUAUACUUUUUCAAUUGAUGUUGAGUGUUUGACCAUUUGUAUUUGUAUUUAUUUGUUCAUCAAUAUGGGAUAUUGAAUUGUAAAUGGCAGUUAGUCAUGCAUGGUAUGGAUGUCUAGGAGAUAAAAUCCAGCAAAGCACCCUUACUCUUUGAUCCUAGCAAAAAUGAAUGAAAACGUUAGAUGAAACAAAUGUCAAAGGUAAAAUGUGUUAUGGUUAUAAUAUCAUUAACUUCUCAUUUUUUAAAUGUAACCUGUAACCUUAAAAUCAAAGUACUUACAGUGUAACAAGCUUUUGAGUAAUGUUCAUACUAUUAUAACAUGUGAGAUGAAACUCUAUAUUUUAUAUGAGUGUAUUCGUAUCUAUUUUAGAUACUAGGGUUAGAAGGAAGUGUAAUGUUGAUGUUUUUGGCCAUCACAUCACAAAGGCUUUAAUUUUUUCGUUUUUUUUUCUGAUUACUUUGUACAUUGUGGAUGUUCAUAGUUUGAGUCGUUGUGGCUUUUAGCGUUGAAAGUCGGGCCAUAUGAUGAUGGUAUAUGGAUAAAACCCUCUGGAAACCCCAGAACUGAUUCAGAAUUGAGAAAAAAAAAGGUUGGCCAAAUAAAAAUAAAUAAAGUUGCCCUCAUCAAGGAAUGGUCAGGAAGGUUAAACUCUGACUGAAUGAGCUGUAAAUUCUUGACAUCCACAUCAUCUUCUUUGACUUUGUAUUCGUUUUCUGACAUUUUUUUCAUUCCACAGCAGUCGCUAAUUUUGCAGCUGCUUUGUACAAUUUAUGGGAUGGUCAGUACGUUUUUCUUUGAACAAAAAUUGAUGUGUGUGGAUGUCAACCAUAUAUUCAACAUGGCCUUACUGUUUACAUGUGGAAGACUGUUCAACUGUUGGGAAGUUGUGGCAUAAUACUUUGUCAGUUACUUCCUACUUCAGUGGAAGCUUUAUCCUUGUGACAGUUUUGAUCUUGGUAUAAAGAUGUACAAUAGUUACUCAAGCAACAGGAUAGAUUUUAUCAAUGUUCCAAGUAGUAUUUACGUCUACAAUGUAGUACCUGUAGAUCAGCAGGUCACUGAUGGUGUAAUAUAAAGUAAACAGCAUGGAAACAUAAUUACUAUGAUUUGCGUGUGGGAUCAAUAAAUCUACUAAUACAUGUUCA
Branchiostoma floridae (Florida lancelet) is the source of this 4868-nucleotide messenger RNA. RefSeq names its product relaxin receptor 2-like. Gene Ontology annotation, biological process: G protein-coupled receptor signaling pathway. Gene Ontology annotation, molecular function: G protein-coupled receptor activity; protein binding. NCBI's taxonomy places the organism in Eukaryota, Metazoa, Chordata, Leptocardii, Amphioxiformes, Branchiostomatidae. The coding region runs from base 163 to 2601 and encodes 812 amino acids. Gene Ontology annotation, cellular component: membrane. The transcript is spliced from 22 exons. The record is from RefSeq and is a predicted model, not a curated record.